Alternaria burnsii is the source of this 1584-nucleotide messenger RNA. RefSeq names its product major facilitator superfamily transporter sugar. Gene Ontology annotation, cellular component: membrane. Lineage: Eukaryota; Fungi; Ascomycota; Dothideomycetes; Pleosporales; Pleosporaceae. Gene Ontology annotation, molecular function: carbohydrate:proton symporter activity. The coding region runs from base 1 to 1584 and encodes 527 amino acids. The transcript has 2 exons. The record is from RefSeq and is a predicted model, not a curated record. Gene Ontology annotation, biological process: carbohydrate transport; transmembrane transport.
AUGGGCUACACAACUUAUUGGAGGAAACUCUCAGCUUCACAGCUCAAUAUCGCUAUUCAGGCUUUCUCCCUGAUCUCCAUUUUCUUUGAAGGCUAUGACCAAGGUGUGAUGGGCGGUGUCAACAGCUCGCCGCGCUACGUCGAGGAAGUGGGCAUUGGUAACUCAGAUGGCAAGAUCACCGAUACCUUACACGAAGGUGGUAUCGUCUCUAUCUACUACCUUGGCUGUAUAGUGGGCAGUUUUGUAGGCGGGUGGUUAGCCGAUCGCAUUGGUCGCAUUAAUGGUCUUUGGAUCGGUGCUGUCUUUGCUCUAGUCGGUGGUGCUCUUCAGGCUGCUACGCAAUCCUCCGAUUUCAUUCUCGUUGCUCGCAUAGUUACUGGCCUUGGAACUGGUGCACUUACCGGCAUCACCCCUGUGCUCGUUUCUGAGACCUCUUCGGCUUCCCAUCGCGGUGGUUUUCUUGGAUACGUUUUCAUCGCCAACUACUUGGGCAUCUCGGUUGCCUACUGGCUCUCAUUCGGCCUUGCUUUCAUAAACAAUGGCUACUCUGAUAUACGCUGGCGAUUCCUACUGGCAUUUCAGUGCAUCCCAGCCCUACUCCUCCUUCUUGGAAUAAAGGCGCUUCCAGACUCUCCCCGUUACCUUGCAUCCGUUGGUCGUUAUGACGAUGCGCGCGAGGUUCUUACCCAUGUUCGCGGCGGCUAUACACCUGAUGUUGAGCAAGAAUUCCUCGAAAUUGUCGCUGUGGCCAAAGAGAGUAAGCCCAGCUCCCCUGUGGAGUUCGCUAAAAUUCUCAUGGGUCGGAGUGGCAAGCCUGGCGCUCACUUGGGCCGCCGCGCCUGGCUCUGCUUGUUACUGCAGAUUAUGGCUUCUUGGAGCGGUAUCACUGCUGUCACCGCAUACUCUCCCACGUUGUUACGGGCUGCGGGCUACUCCACACUUACCCAGAAUGGCUUGGCUGGUGGUCUCAACACCGUUGGCAUUGUUGGAACAAUCAUCUCUGCUAAUAUUGUGGAUCGCCUCGGACGCCGCAAGUGUCUGAUGCUGGGCUCGUUUGGGCUUUUUGCUGUCAACCUGAUCGCUGCCUCGCUAUACGAAGCGUCUCGGUCCCAGCCUCAAAAUGCAGGGUCAUUUGCGCCUGCGGCCGUCGCCAUGCUAUUCCUUUUCAAUCUAAUUUACGCGUCAACCUGGGGCACCGUCGCUUUCUUGAUCCCUACUGAGAUCUGGAGCUCCGAUAUGCGCGCACAAGGAAACGGGUUCGGUAUCACAGGCUGGGCUAUCGGCGUUGGUAUGACCGUCCUAGUCAACCCGGUCAUGUUCGCGAAGCUAGAAAACCGCACGUACUUCCUUUUUGCUGGUCUUAACUUACUCUGGAUCCCCGUCGUAUACCUCUUUUACCCGGAAACCGCGGGUCGCUCCCUCGAAUCUAUUGGGGCCCUCUUCUCGACGGGUAGCCCUUUCAACUGGCACAUGGAACAGGCCUACCGCAACCAAGGCGAGUUGCUGGAAAAGAAAGGCGUUCCUGAUGUCGAACACUCGGAUUAUUUUGAUAAAGACAAGGCUCUCGAGCUUGAAUCUGUUUGA